CAUGGAGGUGUAAUAAUCACGUGAUUUAAUGAUAACUAUAACUUAUUACUUAUUUUAAAUCAAAAUUUACAUAGAUUUAUUUAUUUAAUUUAAUAAACAGUAUUUAUUAUUAACAAAAUGUCUUGCAAUUCAUGUCAGUCAACAUUUUCUUUUUUUACAAGAGAGAAUGCCUGUCCCAAUUGUGGAUUUUCAUUUUGCAGUAAAUGUUUGAAAUACAAGUGUAAAUUGCCAAAUGAUGAUGUGAAAAAAGUCUGUGGACCUUGUCAUAACAAACUCAUGUCAAAACAAACAAGUCCAAAUGAUUCAUCAUCAUCAUCUACAAGUUUACCAUCACCUGGAGAUUUUAAUACUCCAAUGGCACCAAUUGACAUUGAAAAAAAAAUGAAUCAACUGGAAAAUCCAACAAAGCCUCCAAUAACAAUUUACGAACAAGGACACUGGGAUAAAUUAAAAAAUGGUUUAGAUCCAGAAGACCAGGCGAUUGUUGACAGACUGAGAAAAUUAAAAGAAGAUAAUAUACAAAAAAUUAUUCCAUCAACAACUGAAGAUAUUCGUAGACGUUUAGCAUUAUUAAAAGAUCAAAAUCCAGAUUACAUUCCUCCAACAAACAUUUAUCAAGUUGACAGUAGAACAGAUGAACAAAAAGCUGAAGAUUUAAUGCGUCAAUAUAUGGAACAGUUGGCCCUAUCAUCAACACCAUCAACAUCAACAAGUGAUAUUGAACAACGACUAAAUUCUUUAAAAGGAAUUGAUGCUACAAAAUCAACAAAUAUACCUGAAGAUAUUGAUGAAGAGGAAGUAACAAAAAAUAUAAUUAAAAAAGCUCUUGCUGAAGCUGAGCUUGAAAAAAAAUUUCAAGAUGAUGAUUCCCUCGAAGAGAUGGAGAUAGAACCAUCAGAAAUUUACUCAGACGAUGAAGUUGAAUGUGCAACGUGUGAUAAAAAAAUUGACUUGGUCAAGUGUACCGGUUGUCCACAUGAUUUAUAUUGUAGAUCAUGCUUUGAAGAAAAUCACGAUGAUUUUGAAAUGAAAAAACAUAAAGCAAUUCCUUUAACAUCAAGACAUUAAAAUAAAUUUAAUUAAAAAUAUAAAAUUAACGUAUUUAAAUGAAUCAUUUGAACAUGAUACAUAUAAAUUAAAUUUCACGACACAUUUGUCAAUAUUUUUAAUAAAAUUCAAUGAAAUAAUGAGUCAUAUUAAUGUGAUGAAUAAAUUAUUAGCUUGUUUGAUAUAAUCAUCAAAAUGUGGUGACGUUUUUUCUUUUUUUUUUUUAUGAAAUAAUAAACAGCUACUCUUUGCAAUCCAACUGGCAACUUGAAUAUUUUUAGAUGUGCUUUUGGAUCGUGCCAACAUCGUUACCACUUGAAAAACUUUUAAAAUAAAAAAUAUUAUGGCUGUAUUAAAACGAUAAUAACACUAUGAUCUUCAUCUACUUUUUCAACAUAAAUUAUCGUUGAAAUAAUCCUUUUAAAAAAGUUUUAAUGGGGUGAUAAUUAACGAUCUAUAUUGAAACUGCUGGAAAAUUUUUUGGCGACAGUUGAGACUAUUUACGUAAUGCAUAUGAAGUUGAUGAUUUACUUAGCUUUAAUUAUUUAUAUAUUUAUUUAUUUAUAAAUAUAAAAUCAUGAAAAUUGUUAAUAUAUAUUUUACUUUUUAUUUUGUUACUAAUUUUGAAUAAUGUUUUCUUUAUUUGAGUAAUAAAAAAAUAAAUUGCUUACAAAAAA
Messenger RNA from Aphidius gifuensis, 1724 nucleotides. Its product is annotated as abscission/NoCut checkpoint regulator. The record is from RefSeq and is a predicted model, not a curated record. Gene Ontology annotation, molecular function: phosphatidylinositol-3-phosphate binding; metal ion binding. The coding region runs from base 118 to 1068 and encodes 316 amino acids. Gene Ontology annotation, biological process: mitotic cytokinesis checkpoint signaling; abscission. NCBI's taxonomy places the organism in Eukaryota, Metazoa, Arthropoda, Insecta, Hymenoptera, Braconidae. The transcript has 5 exons. Gene Ontology annotation, cellular component: midbody; centrosome; cleavage furrow.